AUGGAUAAUACAGCUGAGCAGGUCAUUUUACUCAACGGCGAGGCCGACAAUUACAAUGGCGUUACCGUAACUAUAAAGGAACGAAUAGAUGCUGAGGUUUUCACCGAAAGGCUUAGGGCUUCGCUUUCGCAUUGGAGAGAAACGGGGAAGAAAGGGAUUUGGAUAAAGCUUGCACUUGGAUUUGCUAAUCUUGUAGAGCCUGCAGUUAGUGAAGGGUUUAGAUAUCACCACGCAGAGCCUGAUUACUUGAUGCUUGUGUCUUGGAUCUCUCACACUCGUGAUACAAUCCCAGCCAAUGCUUCUCAUGUUGUAGGCGUUGGUGCUUUGGUCCUCAACAAAGAAACUCAAGAGAUACUCGUUGUCCAAGAAAGGAGCGGUUAUUUCAAAGAUAAAAAUGUGUGGAAGCUGCCUACUGGUGUUGUCGACGAGGGUGAGGAUAUUUGCACUGGAGUAACAAGGGAAGUGGAAGAAGAAACUGGUAUUAUUGCAGAUUUUGUGGAAGUGUUGAGUUUCAGGCAAAGCCACAAAGCAUUCUUGAACCAGAAAUCGGAUCUUUUUUUCCUGUGUGCCUUAAGUCCACGGACUUACGAAAUCACUGAACAAAAAUCUGAGAUCUUGCAAGCUAAGAAGAAGUGUGAGGAAGAUUACUUGGGAUUCUCCACUGUGGAAACUACCACAGGAACUGGUAAGAAGAGCUUUAUCUACUGCAAUGCUGAUUACGCCAAGAGCCUUAACUCAAACCGUGGCCAAGCCUCUGCUUCUCUCUGA
Thlaspi arvense is the source of this 768-nucleotide messenger RNA. The record is from the annotation of a GenBank genome assembly. Lineage: Eukaryota; Viridiplantae; Streptophyta; Magnoliopsida; Brassicales; Brassicaceae.